This is a messenger RNA of Phytophthora infestans T30-4, 1272 nucleotides long. Its product is annotated as alcohol dehydrogenase, putative. The transcript has a single exon. The coding region runs from base 1 to 1272 and encodes 423 amino acids. The record is from RefSeq and is a predicted model, not a curated record. Lineage: Eukaryota; Oomycota; Peronosporomycetes; Peronosporales; Peronosporaceae.
AUGGAGACUGCUAGCAAGAUGAUGUCUAGCGCACAUGCGCAUGGGCAAGAUACGUGCUCCAAGGACCCGGCCGGCUGCAUGCGUGCAGUGGUGUGGACGGGCAAGUCGGUCAAGCUGGAGCACAUUUCAAAGCCGAAGAUCAUGGAAGCGACAGACGUGGUGGUGAAAGUCACCGCGUGCUCUGUGAGCCCAGACUUCGCAACGGACGUUUGCGGCGGGGAGGCCGCAGGACUUGAGAAGAACCAGGUGCUUGGCAGUGAGGCCGUUGGCGUCGUGGAGAGCGUUGGUGCAGAAGUGAACAAGGUUAAGGUCGGUGACCGCGUCGCUAUCAGCUUCGUGCUAGCUUGUGGUGAUUGCAAGCACUGCCGUCGACACGAAUACUCGUCGUGCAACUGCACUAAUGCAUCCCAAGAAUUCAAGCAGACCUACGGAGGAUGGGCUCCCGCUGCCGUGCUUGGCAGCACCCGCAUGCUUGGAAAUGUCCCCGGUGUGCAGGCCGAAUAUGUCCGUGUGCCGUUUGGCGACAUUAACUGCUUUAAGCUGCCAUCUGGUGUGAGUGACGAUAAGGCUCUGUUGGGGGUGGAGACGACGGUCACUGCGCUACACGCGGUGGAUACCGCCAAGGUCAAGGAAGGUGACUGCGUGGUCAUUUGGGGAUUGGGGCCUAUUGGGCUGCAAGCUGCUCACUGGUGCAAGCUCCGCGGAGCCAAGACCAUACUGGGCGUUGAGCACUGCACAGACCGGCUCAAGUUCGCGCAUGAUCACAUGAAUCUCGAGGUGGUCGAUCGUGGCGACUUGUCUAGCGCCCAAGUGGUGUCCAAGCUGCAGCACAUGCUGCCUCCUGCUGGUGCUGACGCUGUGAUUGAUGCAAGUGGUAGCUCAACUUCGACCGGCUGGAUGGCCAAGCUCGAGAAGAAGAUCGGCAUGGAGUCGCAGCCUGAGCCUACGGACACUUUCAAAGAAAUGCUAAUGAUCGUGCGCAAGUGCGGCCAUAUUUCCAUUGUGUCGGACUAUAUGUGUGCGGUGGAAGCGUUCCCCAUCGGCCACGUCGCGAUGAAGAGUGUCACCGUGAAUGCUGGUCGUACGCCUGCCCAGAAGUACUAUCCUCAGGUGUUCGAUGCGAUCGAGAGCGGCGAGCUGGAUCCUUCGGUGCUUAUUUCGCACCGCCUUGCUUUGGAGGAGAUGCCUGAGGCUUACUCCAGUAUUGCGAAGAAGGAUAGCGGCUUCAUGAAGGUUUUUGUCGCGCCGCACGAGAUGCGCUCGAAGACGUAA